GUUUUGACAGUAAAUUGUUUUUGUGAAUCGUUUCCCUAAACAAAUCCGUCAGUCCUGAUCAGUGCAUACAUUCCCGUUAAGUUUUCAUGCAAAAUUACGUAUAAAACUAAAUUAGAUUUUCAUAUAUUUGUUCACAUUGCAUUCGGGGCAACCCACAACAUCAUGCUGCCGGGCAUCGGAAUGUUCGGUACCGGUGAAAUUACUAAAGUAUUGGUACCGAUUCUUCGCGACAAAGGCUUCAAAAUUGCUGCAAUCUGGGGCCGUACACUGAGGGAAGCGGAAGAAGCAUCGCUCGAGCUACAAAUUCCCUUUUUCACCAGCAAAAUAGAUGAUGUUCUGCUGCGUAAGGACGUCGAUAUGGUAUUUAUCACCUGUCCGCCGUAUCUGCACUCGCAGAUCUCGGUCAAAGCACUCGGUAUCGGAAAGCAUGUGGUAUGUGAUAAACCGAUGAGUUUGUUUCAAGCGGAUGCUUUGAAGAUGGUCCGUGCUUGCCAAUACUAUCCGACGCUAAUUUCGAUUGUGAAUCAUUCGCUACGGUUCUUGCCAGCCAUUGGGCACAUGAAGAAAGCUAUACAGGAGGGCUAUUUGGGUCCCCCGGAGCAGUUGUCUCUGAUUGAUGUUAAGGUCAGAAUGAGUUCUUUGUUUCAUAAUAAGUUCGAUUGGUUGUGUGACGAAACAAUGGGCGGAGGUGUUUUGAAUCUUGUUGGAAGUCAUGUUAUAGAUUUGGUAAAGUUCCUAACGGAACGUAAGGCUGUUAAGGUGCACGGAACUGUUCGUACCUACGUUAAACAUAUUGGCCAGAUUAAUGGGAUUCGACAGAUUACGGCCCCAGACUUUUGCACUUUCCAGAUGGAACUGGAAAGCGGUACACUAGUGACUGUCAAUAUUAAUUGCCACAUUUCGAAUAAUGCCUUUCACCAGGAGGUGGCAGUUUACGGUGGAGCUGGUCAUCUGACUGUUAGAGGCGGUGAUUUGGUUGCGCAUCGUAUGGCUGACGAUUCAGGAACAAUCAAGGAGGAGAUGUUGUAUGUGGACGUACAGGAUUUGCAGUUUUCAACCUCGGAAACAACACUGCCGAGGCCUUACGUGAAGGGCCUAUGUAAAUUGGUUGGCGCUUUGAGAGAUGCUUUUCAUCCUACGCAGGAAUCGACCGGGUGGAUAAAGGAACCAGUCCAGUCGGCGGCCACGUUCGAAGAUGGCCUUUACGUUCAAGCGGUACUGGAUGCUAUUCGAAAGUCUAGCGAGGAACGGUGUUGGUCUAAGGUGAACAUUUGUACGGAAUCGCCUACCAAUCAGAAGUUUCUGUCCGCUGCCAGAAUGACAUCGGCAACGGCGCUUCAUUGAAAAUUGACCGUUCUGAGGAAAAAAAAAUGCUUUUUCGUUUAAUUUUUUAGAUUGUUUAGAGUAAGAAUUUGCCUUUUUUGCCUUUUGGUUUUUUGUUAGCUUUUUACACGUUAUUUGCUCUAACUGACUGUACACGGCUUUUUGCUACAUUUUUACACUUGGAAUCCGUUAUGAAAUAGUUUAUUCAUAUGAGAUCCUACUCUGCGCAUUAAUUAAAGGAAAUUUGAGAAAUGAUUUAACAAUAAUUUUACGAUUCUAGAGAAAAUUUUCAAUAGGACAUAAGUAACAUUGAGAGCCUCUCUUUGUUUACUUUCUCUUUCGUUUAUUACGACGUCAUUACAACACUUUGCACCAAUUUU
This is a messenger RNA of Topomyia yanbarensis, 1703 nucleotides long. RefSeq names its product glucose-fructose oxidoreductase domain-containing protein 1. Gene Ontology annotation, molecular function: nucleotide binding. The record is from RefSeq and is a predicted model, not a curated record. The coding region runs from base 163 to 1344 and encodes 393 amino acids. The transcript has 2 exons. Lineage: Eukaryota; Metazoa; Arthropoda; Insecta; Diptera; Culicidae.